Choloepus didactylus (southern two-toed sloth) is the source of this 2990-nucleotide messenger RNA. RefSeq names its product ADP ribosylation factor like GTPase 3 (gene ARL3). The record is from RefSeq and is a predicted model, not a curated record. Gene Ontology annotation, biological process: cilium assembly. Lineage: Eukaryota; Metazoa; Chordata; Mammalia; Pilosa; Megalonychidae. Gene Ontology annotation, cellular component: cytoplasm; microtubule cytoskeleton. The transcript has 6 exons. Bases 151 to 699 code for a protein of 182 amino acids. Gene Ontology annotation, molecular function: GTP binding; GTPase activity.
GCACUUUGGAGAAAACGGAGCUGGACUCCGCCCCCAUAGCGCUGCUUUUCUCUCGGCUGUGCGUGCAAGGGACGUCGGGGGCGGUGCCGCAGCAGUUGCCCCUAGUAACGGGGGAGGCAGGAGGAGGAGGAGGAGGGAUUCGGCGGGAGGAUGGGCUUACUCUCAAUUUUGCGCAAAUUGAAAAGUGCGCCAGACCAGGAGGUGAGAAUCCUUCUCCUGGGCUUGGAUAAUGCUGGAAAGACUACUCUUCUGAAGCAGCUUGCAUCUGAAGACAUAAGCCACAUCACCCCUACACAGGGUUUCAACAUCAAAAGUGUACAAUCACAGGGUUUUAAACUGAAUGUAUGGGAUAUUGGUGGACAGAAGAAAAUUAGACCAUACUGGAGGAAUUAUUUUGAAAAUACUGAUAUUCUUAUAUAUGUAAUCGACAGUGCAGACAGAAAAAGAUUUGAAGAGACAGGCCAGGAACUGGCUGAGUUACUGGAAGAAGAAAAGCUAAGUUGUGUGCCAGUGCUCAUCUUUGCUAAUAAGCAGGAUUUGCUCACGGCAGCCCCUGCCUCUGAAAUUGCAGAAGGACUGAACUUGCAUACUAUUCGCGACCGAAUCUGGCAGAUCCAGUCUUGCUCAGCUCUCACAGGAGAGGGCGUGCAGGACGGCAUGAACUGGGUCUGCAAAAAUGUCAGUGCAAAGAAGAAAUAAAACCUAGACGAAUGGAGAAGCAGGAGCUGCGGGAGCCGAAUUCUGUCCUGAAAAACACUAAUUUGCUGCUUUCUGACCAAAUGUUUUUCCAUCUGUGUACAGCUACAGCUGUUUGAAGAGAGAGGAACAGCACAGUUUAAAAAAGAAUCCCCAUUCCAGCAGUAGGUUUAACUGAUCUCUGAGGUUCAGUAUCAUUUUUCAAAUAAAGGAAUUAUAUUAUAUCCUCUGCAUAAUUGAAAUAGUAUUAAAUGUCUCAAAGCACAUGAUUAGAAAAUGAAAUCUUUUAAAUGAACAAGAGAUUGCAUUGCAGUUUAGACAAUUCCAGUGGGCUUUUUUCUUUAAAAAAAAAAAAAGAAAGAAAGAAAGGAAAAGAGGAAGCAGCAGCUUAUGCUGAGUUCAUCUAUGUUUACUGACCUGUCCCUUACAUUCCCUUGUGGAUUUAAAACCACAGACAGUGUUUGCUGGUGCUGGUCAGUGAUUUUUACCAUCACCAAGUAAGCCAGGGCUUCAGUCUGUCCAACAGAAACUGCUGGGGGGCGGGGGGGAAUAGCAGAUGAUUAAACCAUCUUGUCAUGCAGGUAGGAGACUAGACUGUGUAUGUACUCCUCACCCUUUGGACAGGGAAAAAAAAAUCCUUUCUUGCAAACAAGUCCCUACAAAAACAUACCCCGUCCCCAGCCCCCUAGCCAGCCACACAGGGAAGCAAAUUCUUAUGACUUUUGACUGUAAUGACAUCUGGAAUGUAAGGAGAGGUGGGAGGUUUAAUUCCAGAAAAAUUACAAGGUCCUUAAAAAGCCCUCACACGGAGGGCUCAGGCUGGCGUAAACAGGCUUUCUCCAGUUCAGUGGAGCAAUGAGCGGGCGACUCUGAGAUUAACUGGCUUCUCUGCUGCCAUCCUAUAGAAGGGAUUUCUAAAGCUCAAAGAAUUCUGUAUUUAGAUGAUCACAAUAGGCUGCUGCUAUCAGAUUUUAAAAAUAAGUGCAGCUUUACCAUGAACCUGCUCUACUGCGAAAAGCCAGGCAGAUCGAUUUUUAGAAGAGAUCAAUUUUUACAGAGCCGGCAACUUUGUGGUGUGGGGUGAUCACAGUGGAGAGGUUUGCUGCCAGGAAGAACACGGGUGUGCAUGAUUCCAAGGGGUAUGCCCAGGGGGGGCAGAGUCACCCCCACUGCUGGCCUCCUCUGUGCUCUCUCCAGCUAAAUGUUGAUUGAUGGAAGAAGGAUGGCAGGUGACUUCUCCUGCCCCAUAAUGUAAAAAUAACUUGUUUCCUUGAGUCUUAAGAAAUCCCUGGCUUCAAACAUGGGAAAGCAGGCCAGAGCAUCGCCUGGCUCCUGAAUUAAACUCUGUUCUGGUGCCUGAGUUCAGGGGUCUUCAGAGAAUGAAUGAAUAAGAGACUGUCCUGAGCCUGGUGGGUUGCAGGAGGCUGGCUGCCUUCUCUUCCUGGGAGGUGGUCCUUCCCAAACCCACCAAGGCAUGUGAGCCGACCAUUGGGGCCUCUCCAGCCUCCAGCCCUCAGUACCCAGCUUUUUCUGGACAGGAGUUGUGCAGAUGAGACAAAAGCAUGGCCAGUUUCAAAGGCGGUCUGGGGUGAAAAUCAUUAACAAAGUCAGGCAUGAGACUGUACCCUGGGUUUGCUGUGGACAGACCUGUAAGAACUUGCAAAACAAAGGAAGAUGAGGUUUUUCAAACCACUGAGCUAGUUGCUCCCUGCAACCUCCUCCACUGGCUUUUCUGAAUCACCCAGAUGCCUCUCUAGCUUUGAACAGUCAAAACAGCCUUACAAGGAACCAGAAACUUCCCUUCUACUAGGCUGCAAAUGUGGCUCCUGUAAAUUAUUUUCCCUUCUAAACAGUGCACCAGGGAUGUUAUCUGAGGGGGAAAAAAUGCCUGCCUUGGGGUCUGCAAUUUUGGAACACUGCGAUAUGGAACUUGGACUCUGGAGAGUUUGUAAAAUAUCCUUGUUCUUUUACCACCAACUUAGAGAACUGUUUUUAAAGAGUCCUCCCAGGGCUCGUGGACAGAAGCCACUUGCCCUCCUCUGAUAACAGCCUCAGUACAUGUUCAGAUUUGCUGUUCAGCUAGAGACAGGGACCUUGUGGGUGUCACCAGUUCACAUCUUCUCUUUGAGCCCUGUUGUUGCUCCCCACCCCCCACCCCCACCUCGGGGCUCGUGGAGUAGAUGAGAGAAGUCUGAAAAAUUCAGAGUUUGAAGGCUCCCAUUUGUAAAAACAAAAUCCUUUUAAAGUCCCUUUUCUUCUCCCCAGUCCCACCCCCACCACCUAUAGCCAUGGCC